Cryptococcus wingfieldii CBS 7118 is the source of this 3759-nucleotide messenger RNA. RefSeq names its product DNA repair protein REV1. The transcript has 6 exons. Gene Ontology annotation, biological process: error-free translesion synthesis; error-prone translesion synthesis. Gene Ontology annotation, cellular component: nucleus. The record is from RefSeq and is a predicted model, not a curated record. The coding region runs from base 1 to 3759 and encodes 1252 amino acids. Gene Ontology annotation, molecular function: damaged DNA binding; DNA-directed DNA polymerase activity; deoxycytidyl transferase activity. Lineage: Eukaryota; Fungi; Basidiomycota; Tremellomycetes; Tremellales; Cryptococcaceae.
AUGCCGCAAGACACGUCCAGCAAAAACGCCGAGUCUGAACCCUCUUCCUCAUUCCCCAUCUCUUCCCCGUCCUUCUGGGCGGAAGCCGUGACGCUGGCAAACCCAGAGAAUGGCCAGCCUGAACAUGGCCCCCUCAAGCGACCGCGCUCUCCCAAUGACUGCCCCCGCAAUACCAGUCCCGCCCCAAAACGAUCCCGCCACUCAUCCUCAUCCCCUACCUCUGAACACCACCACGGCCUCACCUUCUUGCCCAACCCCACCGAUAUCCUUGCGCCAGACGAUCCCCAUAGCUACUUGGCCAACCCCGAGUAUGCUCCCAACAGGUUCGGGGACAUUGGGGAUUAUAUGAGAAAGAAGCAAAUCAAGGUGCAGGCGCAGAAUGCCAACAUCGCUGCUGCCCUCAGAGGGGGCAAGGAAUUGCCACAGAUAUUCGAGACGCUUUCGUUCUACAUCAAUGGCAAUACCCAUCCGCCGAUGGAACAGCUUCGAAAGCUGAUUCUUCAGAGAGGAGGCACAGUAUAUCCCGUUAUUCGAAACAAGACGAUGGUCGAUUACAUCAUUGCGCCCGUCCUCACCGUCAAAAAGCACGAAGAGUUCAAAAAGUAUCAAGUCGUCAAGGAAGGCUGGAUUGUGGAUUCGGUCCAGCAAGAGAAGCUGCUGGACUGGAGAAAGUGGAGACUCGUUCCGCAAGGUGGCUGGCUAGAGAGUAGUAGGAAGGGGCUCGAAGUAUUUUUUGCUGGGAAGGGGAAGGGUAAAGAGGAAGAACAUGAUAGUGGGGUUUCGGACCAGGAUGUGGAAGUGGUCGAGCAGUCAGCUCCAGCCGAUGGUACUUCUAAAGUGACUCCCCAGAAACCUGCGGCUGGUCCGAUUCAGCGGCUCUUGACCCCUCAACGUCCCCGUCACUCCAUUAUACCCAUCUCCCCGGGUCAGAUCGCAUCCGACUCAUCUCCGAUACCUACCCCUCGCAAGUUGCAAGCCCCCGAAGGCGCCUGGGAGCACUACUAUACCAAGGAUUCCAACGAGAAUGCUGCUAAAGCCAUGCAAUCAACCUCCUGGCGAGCCCAAAACACUGCCGAGCAAGGUAAUGCCGGUGGCUUCAUCGAUGGGUAUUAUCAAAAUAGCCGACUCCAUCAUCUAUCAAUGUGGAAGGCCGAGCUGAAGGUACUUGUCAGGGACGCGCAGAAGAGGUCGGAGGAGGCUCUUGCCAAAGCUAGCCAGGAAGAAACGGCCGGGGAGGCACACUCGUUGGCCAAAUCUGUGCUGCCCUCUCUUCCGCUACCCACCGGUCCUUCCACAGCGAACCAUGCUUCCCCCAAGGUCAUCUUUCACGUCGACUUUGACGCCUUCUUCGUCUCCUGCGGUCUCUCCUCCCGCCCCCACCUCAAAGGCAAGCCCACAGUAGUUUGCCAUUCCAGCGGAAAAGGUGGCGGGGUGGGAAGUACUUCGGAAAUUGCAAGUUGUUCAUAUGAGGCGAGGGCGAAGGGCGUCAAGAACGGAAUGAGUCUGGGGAGGGCUCGCGAGCUGGUUGGGGCGGAGAUUAAGACCAUGCCGUACGAAUUCGAGACGUACAAAAAGUUCUCGCUGUCCUUCUACACUAUCCUGAUGGGCUACGCCGACGAGCUCCAGGCAGUCAGUGUGGAUGAGGCCUUGAUUGAUGUCACCAGCCAAGUAGCUGCGAGAGCAGCUUUGCCGCCUGAAGUUGGCAUCGCCCCGGAGGGGAAAGAGAGGGACCCAGCGGUCGAGCUGGCCGAGAAGAUCAGAGCAGACGUAAGGCAGAUCACUGAUGGGUGUGAAGUGAGCAUCGGUAUUGCCCAUAACAUUCUCCUGGCCCGUCUAGCAACAAGACAUGCCAAACCCGCCGGCGUUCACCACCUCCAGCCCACCCAGGUCUCUGCCUUCAUCGAGACUCUCCCCAUCGAUGACUUUCCUUCCAUUGGGCACUCUACCAAAUCCAAGAUCGAGGCUGCCUUCGGCACAACCAUAGCAGGGGAGCUGAUGGGGAUCACAAAGUCGAGAUGGCGGGGGGUGUUGGGAGAGAAGACGGGCGAGAUGGUGCAUGGCUUCUUGAGAGGAGUGGAUGGGAGAAAGUUGGAGGCAGAUAAGGUGCGUAAAAGCGUCAGUGCAGAGAUGAAUUACGGGAUCAGGUUCCAAACUCAAGAGCAGGCCGAAAAAUAUGUUGCGGAUCUUGCUGCCGAAGUUUCCAAGAGAAUGAAGAACGUCGGAGUGAAGGGUCGGCAGGUGACGUUGAAACUUAUGCAACGACAUCCGGAUGCACCCAUUGAGCCUCCCAAGUUCAUGGGUCAUGGCUGGUGCGAAACUCACAAUCGCUCUUCACCCCUCCCCGGCGGACCUAUAGACAGUUGCGCCAUAAUUGCCCAAGAGAGCAUCAAGCUUUUACGCACUAUGCGUUUAGAUCCAAUAGAGCUUCGAGGUGUGGGUAUCCAAGUCACCAAGCUGGAUAGUGAACAGCCUUAUGGUGGGGCUAGAGAAGCCGGUCAAGCGGUAUUGAAUUUUACCAGGGGAGACAAAGGCAACGGGGCUGGAAAUGCCAAGGCUGGCCCUUCGAGGGUUCCUUACAGUUCUUCCGAGGAAAGAGUUGACGGGAUCGACCCGGACUUUCUCGCUGCUCUCCCAGCGUCUCUCGCAGAAGAGGUGAAGAGGGACCAUGCCCUGGCAAAGCGAAAUUCUUCAAAAUCACCUGCUUCUCCAACUCCAGCCGCCAAAGACCCCGCUAGAUUGCGGGCCGACAAAGUACCUGUCCAGGAAGUCAUUUCGAUACAGUCUUCUAGCCCUAUCACGGUGGCCUCUGAAGCGCUGCCCAAAGCCACAAGGACCGCCUCUCCUUCAAAACAACCCACCAAGGAUGGAAAGAACGCAGCGGCACAUAUCGCAAAACAGCUUCGUCCGAAAGGCAAGGUUCAAAUGAAAGCUGGGCAAGUAGCCGAGGGUCCACUCUUUGGGGCUUGGAAUCGCGUUGAGGCGAGAGCGAUGAGCGAGAGCAACGACAUCGACGAGCUUCGCGAUUCCAGAGCAGGCUCUACUGUGGUCGACCUCACCGCGUCUCCUCCACUGGCCCCUGAAAGGGACAUCACAACAGUCCACGAAAACGAUGAAGACUCGACUGAGGUCAUUCCGGGCUAUACAACUUCUUAUCUCCGAUCUCUCUCUAUCGACCCAGAGUUCCUACUCGCACUGCCCCCCAGAAUGCAGCAAGAGGCUAUCCAAGAGCAAGUAGAGAGGGAAAGAAGGCGGAAGACACUGUGGCACCCAAGAGGAGGGGCAAGAGGGAUCAGCAAGAGUGUUUCUGUCUCGCCUGUCAAGGGUGGAGCAAAAGGCCGAGAUGGGCCCGGAAGUCUUCAGCCGGCACAUGCUCAGGGGCUAAAGAUCAUUAUCCCUCCUAAACCUUCACUCAUGAACGCCACCACCUUGCCUGACAUCUUGGACACUGUCGAAAAAUGGAUCGAUUCCCGCAAGAACAACCCUCCGGCAGAGAGGGAUGCUGGUAAGGUUUUGGGGUAUCUGCGGAAAAGCAUGAAUGAGAGUAUGAAAGGUGGCAAAGUGGGUGACGGAGCUGAUAGAUGCGUGGAGGUGUUGAGAUGGAUGAGGAUAUUGCUGAGAGAGAAGUGGUGGGAUAAGGAGGGAGGCGGUACAGGCCUAGCAAACGAGGCGGGCGAGGAAUGGUGGAGGGUUUGGAGAGCCAUGAGAGAUGAGGUCAACAGCCUGAGCGUACAGAAGUUUGGUGCCACACUUGUCAUUUGA